Dissoconium aciculare CBS 342.82 is the source of this 408-nucleotide messenger RNA. RefSeq lists its product as uncharacterized. The transcript has a single exon. The record is from RefSeq and is a predicted model, not a curated record. Lineage: Eukaryota; Fungi; Ascomycota; Dothideomycetes; Mycosphaerellales; Dissoconiaceae. The annotation marks the transcript as partial.
GAGAAGCUCGCUACAGCGGUGUGGAAGGCAAUGGCCGACGUCGCUACGGCCAGCCAGGCGACCGUCGCCGGAAGCGGCACCUUGAUCCGGAUGCAGGCCGUACGGACGGAGCGGGAUCAGGUCCGAUAUCAGCCACUACAACCGUACCAGGAGCGGACGUCGAUGAGGAAGCGCUGCCGAGCGUGGCAGCAGAUGCUCGUGUUCUUCGUGCGGACGCAACGUAUGCGUGACGCCGGCAGAGCCACCGGGCCGGAGUAUCGAUUCAACCGGCGGCAGGCAGUAGCGUUUCAGCGUUUGAUGGCGGCGGCGGAGGACGUGGUCGAGGGGGGAGGACUAGCGGAUGGCGUGGACGUUGCGCCCGACGACGAGGCGGACGAUGAGAACAACGACGAAGCCCGCGAGAGAGUU